Messenger RNA from Xiphias gladius (swordfish), 7098 nucleotides. Its product is annotated as MAM and LDL-receptor class A domain-containing protein 1-like. Gene Ontology annotation, cellular component: membrane. The transcript has 36 exons. The coding region runs from base 1 to 7098 and encodes 2365 amino acids. NCBI's taxonomy places the organism in Eukaryota, Metazoa, Chordata, Actinopteri, Istiophoriformes, Xiphiidae. The record is from RefSeq and is a predicted model, not a curated record. Gene Ontology annotation, biological process: nervous system development.
AUGGCCCCCUGCACCUAUGUACUGGCUAAAACCUGCUCACCCACUGAUGCCCUGCCCAUGUUCACUGUGGUAGUGGUCAACGAGCAGAACGGGAACUCAUCUCUGCCAACUGUCCAGCAGGUCACUGUAGAUACAGGGAACAUCAGAGUGGCCCUACUGAAAAGGCAGACACACCGGGUUGCGGUUAAUGGGGUCUGGAGGAAGCUUCCGCUGAGCCUCAACAAUGACACUGUCAACAUCACGAGUAACCCCGCUGCUGUUGUACUGGGCACCAGUUUUGGUCUUUCUGUUUCAUAUGACAGUGCUGGUGCAGUACAUGUCACCCUGCCAUCCACAUACUCUGAUGAGGUUUGUGGCUUGUGUGGCAACUUUAACCACGUCAAAGGAGAUGACUUUCACAAGCCUGAUGGCACAAAUGCCCAAAAUGCUACAGAUUUGGCCGAGAGCUGGCAGACUGGGCAAACCACCUCCUCCUGUGAAACGAUUCUAGUCCCUCAUCAGUGUGACCCACUGGAGGUGGAUGAGUAUGCCAGUGAGCCGUACUGUGGAGGCCUCCUUUCUAGUACUGGGCCUUUUGCUGACUGCCAGUCAGUUCUCGGGGCAGAGAGUUACUUCAGGGGCUGUGUGUUCAGCAUGUGCUCUACUCAUGGUGACCCAGCAGUGCUAUGUGAGACAUUACAGCUCUACACCGAUAUCUGCACGGAGGCUGGAGUCGCUGUACCCAUAUGGAGGAACUCCACAUUCUGCCCCCUUCAGUGUGCUGAGAACAGCCAUUAUAACUCAUGUGCUGAUGGCUGUCCCGAGGUGUGCUCCAGUCUGGAUUUAGUUGGCUCUUGUGAAAGCUGUGAGGAAAGAUGCGAGUGUGACUCUGGCUUCAAACUCAGCGGGGGAAAGUGUGUCCCAGCAGAGGACUGUGGGUGCUGGUAUAAUGGAAAACACUUUGAGAAAGGAACAACAUUCGUGGAAGGAGAGUGUGUGCAGCAGUGCCAGUGUAUGGGUAAUAAUGAUUUGUGGUGCACCACAAUGCAAUGUGCAAACAAUGAGGUUUGUAAGGUCAAGGAGGGGGUCAAGAACUGCUUCCCUUUCAAACCUGCCACCUGCAGCGUGUACGGUGAUCCACACUACAUCACCUUUGACAGAGUGGCUUAUGACUUUCAAGGGGGCUGUAGUUACACACUGACUACAACAUGCGGAGAAGAGAGCUCAGUCCAGUUCACUGUGAUCGGGCACAACAUGCAUCCUCCACUUCAGAACUUCACCCGGUCCAAGCUGGAAGCUGUGACUCUGCAGGUUGAAGAUUUUUACAUCACCCUGAAUCAAAAUGGAGAGGUCAAUGUGAAUAACAGCCAUGUCCGACUCCCCUAUUUCACAAGUGGAACAUAUGGCUCAUUAUGGGUCCACAUGAGGAAUAAUUUUAUUAUCCUGGAGACGACCUUUGGCCUCAGAAUCAUGGUGGAUGGGCAGAACAGACUCUUUCUGCAAGUGGAUGAGCGCUACAAGUAUGAACUGUGCGGAUUGUGUGGAACCUACUCUGGAUACCAGGACGAUGAAUUCAUAACCCCAGGAGGCCACAAUGCUACAGAGUCAUUUGAAUUUGGUGACAGCUGGAGGGUGCUGGACAAUAAUGAGUGUACUGCCUAUCCAAAUGACCCGAGGCUGUGUGACUAUGAUGAGGAGAAUGAGGCCUACAAUGAAUGUUACGCAAUACUAGGGGAUGCCUUUAAGUCCUGCCAUGAACCCGUUCAUCCAGACAUCUACCUUCAGAGUUGUGUGUAUGACUAUUGUGACACAAAUGGUGACAAACACACCAUAUGCGAAUCUCUGAAGUCCUAUGCAGCAGCAUGCCAGGUUGCAGGAGUGGAGCUGCCCCCCUGGCACACAGACACAGCCUGUGCUGACCCUCAAACCACUUCAACUCGUCCAGCAACCCCACCUCCUACUUCUGCAACACCAGAUCUGCCUUUCUGUCCCAUGAAAUGCGACUUUGAAAAAAAUCUCUGUGGGUGGGAGCAGCUCAUACAGGACAGUUUUGAUUGGACAAGAUAUUCGGGACCGACCCCCUCAGAGUUUACUGGGCCAAACCAGGACCACACCACUGGAGCCGGUUUCUACAUAUACAUUGAGGGAAACGGUGUAAACCGUGGAGACUCCGCCCGUAUAUUGAGCUCAGUGUGCCAUUAUAAUGGGUCCCUCUGCCUGCACUUUUGGUACCAUAUGUAUGGUUCAGCAACAGCAAUGGCUCUCAAUAUCUACCUGCUUAAAGACAAUAAAGCUACCAGGCUCUGGUCCAUGGUGAACAACCAGGGACCCAAAUGGAGUCCAGGAAAUGUUGACAUCAGAGUGUCUGGUCCUUUCCAAAUCAUAAUAGAGGGAAUUCAAGGCUCUAAUGCUCAGUCAAAUGUGGCCAUAGAUGACGUUUCCAUCCAAUUUGGCUCAUGCUCAGGUAUCUUCCCUGGCCUGGUUAGUGGAACUUCGCUUCCUUCCACAACUGCAGAAGUCCUCCCCUCACACCCAGUCUGCAAUCUCGACUGUGGCUUCAACAGCAAUCUUUGUAGCUGGAAUCAAAUGACUACAGAUGCUUUUGACUGGACAUGGCAGAAUGGUUCCACACCCACACUGAUGACUGGGCCCUCUGCUGACCACACUGGUGAUGGCCACUACCUUUACAUUGAAGCCAACAGUGCGUCACUUGGAGAUACGGCUCGUCUCAUCAGCUCUGAGUGUUCUGACUCUGGUCCUCAGUGUCUGCAGUUUUGGUACCAUAUGUACGGAUCAGCAGACACAAUGGGCAUCCACGUUUACUUGCUUCAGAACAGAGUAGCAGAUGCUUUUUGGUGGAAGAGGAAUGACCAAGGAAAUAUGUGGCACCUGGCUCAGGUGGACAUCGCAACAACUGGAACUUUUCAGAUCAUCUUUGAGGGGCGCAGAGGAUCUAAUGAUCAGUCAGAUGUGGCCAUUGAUGAUGUAAAGCUUUAUCGUGGUCACUGCCAUGAUCUGAGUGGUGUUACAGCACAACCUCCUAGACCGAAUCUAAACACCACAGCCCCUGUAAGUGUCCCUGGGCCAACCACUGCAGCUCCAGAGCCCCCUGUAGUUAAUGUUACUGCUCAGGGCCCCAUAAUGAAUGCCACCAUACCUCCUCUAAGGGAAGCAGCAAUCAACAGAAGAAAUGACAGAUCACCAGCUUCGCACCCAGUCUGCCAAAUGGACUGUGAUUUUGAACAAGACCUUUGUGAAUGGAGUCAGCUGCUUGCAGAUGUUUUUGACUGGACAAGGCACAGCAACUCCACUCCUACAACAAUGACUGGGCCUUCCUCAGAUCACACCACAGGAGAUGGCCACUACCUUUACAUUGAAGCCAACAGUGCGUCACUUGGAGAUACAGCUCGUCUCAUCAGCUCUGAGUGUUCUGACUCUGGUCCUCAGUGUCUGCAGUUUUGGUACCAUAUGUAUGGAUCAGCAGACACAAUGGGCAUCCAUGUAUACUUGCUUCAGAACAGAGUAGCAGAUGCUGUUUGGUGGAGGAGAAAUAACCAAGGAAAUAUGUGGCACCUGGCUCAGGUGGACAUCACAACAGCUGGGGGUUUCCAGAUCAUCAUUGAGGGGCGCAGAGGCUCCACUGAAGAGUCAGAUGUUGCCAUAGAUGAUGUAAAGCUUUAUCAUGGUCGAUGCUCUGAUUUGAGUGGUGUUGUGACAACAAGCCCACCUAAACCUGCUGGACACAACACAGCUCCUCCAAGUGGCCCUGUGCCGACCACUGCAGCUCCAGAGUCCCCUCUGGUCAAUGUUACAGCUCAGCCCCCCAUGGCAAAUAUCACCAUACCUCCCACAGUGGAAGCAAUAACCGACUUACUUAAUAAGGACAGUGUAACUGAAUCUCCAGAUGAAAAACCACCACAACACCCAGUAUGCCAACUCCACUGUAAUUUUGAACAAGAUUUAUGUCAGUGGAGUCAACUGCUUGCUGAUGUUUUUGAUUGGACAAGGCACAGUGGCUCCACUCCCACUAUGAUGACAGGUCCUUCUUCAGAUCACACCACAGGAGAUGGCCACUAUCUUUACAUUGAAGCCAACAGUGCGUCACUUGGAGAUACAGCUCGUCUCAUCAGCUCUGAGUGUUCUGACUCUGGUCCUCAGUGUCUGCAGUUUUGGUACCAUAUGUAUGGAUCAGCAGACACAAUGGGCAUCCAUGUAUACUUGCUUCAGAACAGAGUAGCAGAUGCUGUUUGGUGGAGGAGAAAUAACCAAGGAAAUAUGUGGCACCUGGCUCAGGUGGACAUCACAACAGCUGGGGGUUUCCAGAUCAUCAUUGAGGGGCGCAGAGGCUCCACUGAAGAGUCAGAUGUUGCCAUAGAUGAUGUAAAGCUUUAUCAUGGUCGAUGCUCUGAUUUGAGUGGUGUUGUGACAACAAGCCCACCUAAACCUGCUGGACACAACACAGCUCCUCCAAGUGGCCCUGUGCCGACCACUGCGGCUCCAGAGUCCCCUCUGGUCAAUGUUACAGCUCAGCCCCCCAUGGCAAAUAUCACCAUACCUCCCACAGUGGAAGCAAUAACCGACUUACUUAAUAAGGACAGUGUAACUGAAUCUCCAGAUGAAAAACCACCACAACACCCAGUAUGCCAACUCCACUGUAAUUUUGAACAAGAUUUAUGUCAGUGGAGUCAACUGCUUGCUGAUGUUUUUGAUUGGACAAGGCACAGUGGCUCCACUCCCACUAUGAUGACAGGUCCUUCUUCAGAUCACACCACAGGAGAUGGCCACUAUCUUUACAUUGAAGCCAACAGUGCGUCACUUGGAGAUACGGCUCGUCUCAUCAGCUCUGAGUGUUCUGACUCUGGUCCUCAGUGUCUGCAGUUUUGGUACCAUAUGUAUGGAUCAGCAGACACAAUGGGCAUCCACGUUUACCUGAUCCAGGACAAUAAGGCAGAUGUUGUUUGGUGGAGGAGAAAUGACCAAGGAAAUAUGUGGCACCUGGCUCAGGUGGACAUCACAACAGCUGGGGGUUUCCAGGUCAGACACCUACUACUAUGGCGCAGAGGCUCCACUGAAGAGUCAGAUGUUGCCAUAGAUGAUGUAAAGCUUUAUCAUGGUCGAUGCUCUGAUUUGAGUGGUGUUGUGACAACAAGCCCACCUAAACCUGCUGGACACAACACAGCUCCUCCAAGUGGCCCUGUGCCGACCACUGCAGCUCCAGAGUCCCCUCUGGUCAAUGUUACAGCUCAGCCCCCCAUGGCAAAUAUCACCAUACCUCCCACAGUGGAAGCAAUAACCGACUUACUUAAUAAGGACAGUGUAACUGAAUCUCCAGAUGAAAAACCACCACAACACCCAGUAUGCCAACUCCACUGUAAUUUUGAACAAGAUUUAUGUCAGUGGAGUCAACUGCUUGCUGAUGUUUUUGAUUGGACAAGGCACAGUGGCUCCACUCCCACUAUGAUGACAGGUCCUUCUUCAGAUCACACCACAGGAGAUGGCCACUAUCUUUACAUUGAAGCCAACAGUGCGUCACUUGGAGAUACAGCUCGUCUCAUCAGCUCUGAGUGUUCUGACUCUGGUCCUCAGUGUCUGCAGUUUUGGUACCAUAUGUAUGGAUCAGCAGACACAAUGGGCAUCCAUGUAUACUUGCUUCAGAACAGAGUAGCAGAUGCUGUUUGGUGGAGGAGAAAUAACCAAGGAAAUAUGUGGCACCUGGCUCAGGUGGACAUCACAACAGCUGGGGGUUUCCAGAUCAUCAUUGAGGGGCGCAGAGGCUCCACUGAAGAGUCAGAUGUUGCCAUAGAUGAUGUAAAGCUUUAUCAUGGUCGAUGCUCUGAUUUGAGUGGUGUUGUGACAACAAGCCCACCUAAACCUGCUGGACACAACACAGCUCCUCCAAGUGGCCCUGUGCCGACCACUGCGGCUCCAGAGUCCCCUCUGGUCAAUGUUACAGCUCAGCCCCCCAUAGCAAAUAUCACCAUACCUCCCACAGUGGAAGCAAUAACCGACUUACUUAAUAAGGACAGUGUAACUGAAUCUCCAGAUGAAAAACCACCACAACACCCAGUAUGCCAACUCCACUGUAAUUUUGAACAAGAUUUAUGUCAGUGGAGUCAACUGCUUGCUGAUGUUUUUGAUUGGACAAGGCACAGUGGCUCCACUCCCACUAUGAUGACAGGUCCUUCUUCAGAUCACACCACAGGAGAUGGCCACUAUCUUUACAUUGAAGCCAACAGUGCGUCACUUGGAGAUACAGCUCGUCUCAUCAGCUCUGAGUGUUCUGACUCUGGUCCUCAGUGUCUGCAGUUUUGGUACCAUAUGUAUGGAUCAGCAGACACAAUGGGCAUCCACGUUUACCUGAUCCAGGACAAUAAGGCAGAUGUUGUUUGGAGGAAAAGGAAUGACCAAGGAAAUAUGUGGCACCUGGCUCAGGUGGACUUGACCCCUAUUGGAGCUUUCCAGAUCAUUUUCGAGGGACGAAGAGGUUCCAGUGAUCAGUCUGAUGUGGCCAUAGAUGAUAUAACACUUCAUCUUGGACACUGUGGAGACCUGGCUAAACCAACAACCUCUGCUCCCAAAACCUUGGAUCCAGUUGUAACAGCAGGUCCUGAGCUUCCUCAAGCAAACAGCUCACCUGCUACACAGCCACCAAAAACCACUUCAUCAAAACCACAGCCAACAUUAGCAACUGCAUUGACAACAACAACCACAACAACAACAACAGCGGUCCCAACUGACUCUGAUACACAAGCCCCUGCAAAACCAUCAACAACAACUCAGCCCCCCUACACUUCAAAUCCUGAUUUCCCAAUGAUCACAAGACCUGAUGUUCUAACAACAGCUCGACCACAACCUCCAACCACAACUACACCACAGCCACAAACAACAAAUAGACCACAACCUCCAACCACAACUACACCACAGCCACAAACAACAGCUAGACCACAACCUCCAACCACAACUACACCACAACCUCCAACUACAACUACACCAAAGCCACAACCUCCAACUACAACUACACCAAAGCCACAACCUCCAACUACAACUACACCAAAGCCACAACCUCCAACUACAACUACACCAAAGCCACAACCUCCAACUACUACUCAACCUGACUAG